AUGCAUUGGAACCGUACUCGGCUGGCGCCCACGGAUGCAAAUAACAAUAACAAUGGCCUGAAACGCUAUAGCUUUAUGCUCCCAACCAACUCACCUCGCCAUAGCGAACAUGUCCCCCGUCCCUCCGCGUCGCCGGCGGCAGUGGACCGACGCCAGUCGGAGUCGGGACCUCGUCACUCGCAAUUAGACGACCCCAGCGUGGACGAGUCUGAGUCGCAUGGACUCGACAAUGUGAAUAAGUACAAUGCCACCGGCCAAACCUUUGCAGCUGGUCCGACCCCAAAUGCCAAAAGAAACCGCUUCAGCAUGUUGCGAUUCCGCCAUGCCUCCGAUCCUCAACUUUCCGCAAGUUAUUCCCGGAACGAGCCCGACAUCCCCCCAGUACCACCAAUUCCUCCUCCACCAACGAUUAUAACAACUGCGCCUACUACCUCUUCCAACCUGGACAAGUCCGCCCGAAAACCCGGCUUGUUGGUCAAAAAGAAAUCGAGAGAAAUGUUUGGCUUUGGAAAUACACAGGACCCGGGACAUACAAAAGGCCCAUAUUCGCAAGCUUUAGCCGGCUCCUCCACUAUCAACGAAGAGCCCGGACGGCUUUCUACUUCUUCAUACCGCAGUGGGCCUGUGCAUCGUCAGUCAGAUCGAGAUAACCGCUUUUCAGAAUCUUCAAGGUCAGAACAAAGCUCAGGCGACAGAGGAUCCGCGAGAAGCAUCAACUCUCACCCAAAAAAGAAGUUCAGUAUGCUCCGUUUGAAAAGGAGCCGAGGCCCGCUGUUCCCCCUUCCCGUCAAGCUCCCUCCUCCUCCCGGGUCCGACAUCCCCAUCAGUGGCCGACAGUCGCCAGUCUCAAACGAGGACGGUCGUCCUUCGAUAGAUCCCGUCACACCGGACGGAGACCGUGUUUCGCCGUUGCCAUCCCCCACUCAGUCCUCUGCCAAACUAUCGUCUCCAAGGGCUAUCAAUCCACCACGUCUUUUCCGCAAGAACUCUACCACAUCAGCACAUUCAACAACAUCUGCCAAAGGCCGACAGGGUCGCGGACGAUCGUCGACUUUGAAUUCGCUUAUAGACGCUGCUCGAAGUGAGGACGAUCCGCAACACUCCUCGUCAAACAUCGCCUCUGGUCGAAAUUCAACUUCCACUACUGGCCGCAAAAGCUUCGGCGACAUUUUUAACUUAAGCAACAAACUGCGCCAAAACUCUGAUCUCUCUUUCCCCCGAGAUGGCCGUGCAAGUCCACGACCGCCAGGCACUCCUGGCUCGGAUUCUAAGCAUGCCUCGAACUCGGCUUCGCAGAAUCAGGUAUCGUAUCCUGAUCGUACAGAAGACGACACGCCCGCAACGUAUCUGUCCAAACUCGAAGAGGCAGUGCAUAAGGGAUCUAUUGCCACGAUAUUGUCGCAAUCCGACGACGAAUUCUUCAAGGUUUCCUUGCGCAAGUUCAUGCGAACUUUUGCUUUCUUUGGGGAACCAAUUGAUAUGGCAAUUCGCAAGUUGUUGAUGGCGGUUGAAUUACCGAAAGAAACGCAACAAAUCGACCGAGUUCUUCAGAGCUUCUCGGAUCGUUACUACGAAUGUAAUCCAGGAAUAUUUGCAUCUACAGACCAAACUUAUUUCAUCGCCUUUUCUAUCCUCAUUUUACAUACCGACGUGUUCAACAAGAAUAACAAACGCAAGAUGCAGAAGCAAGACUAUGUCAGGAAUUCACGUGUCGACGGCAUAUCAGAGGAUAUCCUCGAAUGCAUAUACGAGAAUAUUUCCUACACGCCGUUCAUUCAUGUUGAAGACGAGCUCAAUUUCAGUGCAAGACAAAUGCCAAAGAAGAGAGGUUUGCUAAAGGUGGCCAGCUCCGAUCAGUUGUCACGGGUAUCAAACCAGCCUGUGGACCCUUACGCUGUCAUUUUAGACGGCAAAUUGGAUCACCUACGCCCAAGUUUGAAAGAUGUCAUGUUGGUUGAUGACACUUAUAGCUUCAGCGGCGCGGAAGAGCCUGAUGACAUUGAGGCUUUGCAUCAGGCCUUUUUGAAUUCGUCGAUCUUGCAAAUUGUUUCGGCAAGGUCUCGACCAGACGCUUUUAUGACUUCUGCAAGCAUCCAUAACCCCAUUGACUCUCAUCCUGGCUUGGUCGAUAUUAAGGUAGUCAAGGUUGGGCUGCUCUGGCGUAAGGACCCAAAGAAAAAGAGAGGCCGUUCACCCUGGCAAGAAUGGGGUACUCUUUUAACCUCUUCACAGCUGUAUUUCUUCCGCGACCUAUCAUGGAUCAAGUCCCUCAUGGCGCAGUACGAGAACCAGAACAAACGGAGCACCAGGCUACCUGUUGUGUUCAGGCCGCCCGUGGUCGAUUUCAAACCAGAUACUAUCAUGUCGACGUCUGAUGCGGUUACUUUGAUCGACACCGAUUACAGACGACAUAAACACGCAUUUCUUUUUGUUCGUCACAAUGGGCUUGAGGAAACCUUCCUCGCAAAUUCUGACGCCGAUAUGAAUGACUGGUUAGCGAAAUUAAACUACGCGGCCACCUUUAGGACUACGGGUGUUCCAUUGAAGGCAACUGUUGGUACAAGAUACGAGGGUCGAAGGCAUCAAAAAGUGACACGCAUGAACUCGAUCUCAUCGGAGGGUUCCCAGACGCAAUCUCAGACCCAGGCAGAUACUCAGCCUGCUCAUAAAAAUUACGUCGACCCGCACCUCGCAGAGGAAAUGUCCGCUGCCCGCCAACGAUUGAUGACACAAAGGAUUGCCGAAGCCGAUGAAAAGUUGUCUAGUUGUGAGAAGCAACUUGACGACUUGCUCAGAAAUGCCAGACAUCUCCAACUUUUGACACCGGUUCAUAAUAGAGCGAGGGAGAACGUCAUUCUCGCUGCUGGACGCAUGUCUGCAAAACUCAAAUGGGUGCGGUUUGAUAUAUGGCGGACCAGAUGCUACAAGCAAUUUCUAUCCUUGGACCUUGGUCUUGAAGAAAAAGUACCUGGUGAUGCGAACAAACGAACCUCGUUCGCUACAGCCAAAACAAGCCUUGCUUCGUUGAACAGGCAUGACUCUGUACAAAGCUUCUCAACUGCCCAUCAGAGUAACGAUGCCGCUGCUACAGACCCGCCUACUUCAGGCCCUGCCGAGGAACCGAUGAGCCCAGGUUUAUUCGCCUCCCGACUUUCUUCUGAUGCCCGGCGGUCAAGCAUCACCCCGUCAGCAUUAUCUUUGGAGCCUCCUCUUGAUAACCCACAACAAGCGACUGGAACAUCAUCUGAGCAAGUGGUCGGCCGUGCUAACUCUAGCCGUACCAAAGUAUCUGAACGAGAUCCGUCAGUACUUAGCUCCAAAAGUAAAGCUGAAGCAAACAGCGUGGGUUCUCCUAGCCUGAAGGCUAAGACGAGUAUCUCAAAUUUUGAUGACGGAGAAGAGCGGAUCCUUCGUGAAGCAGGACUUCUUACUGUCGAUGAGCCUGCAGGGACUGGCCAGUUGUCUACCGUGGUAGAUGAAGCCGGAAGUAGCGAGAAACUGACAGAAGAGAAGAGUGACCUCAGAACAGGGGAUCUUCGUAGUCGCAACCGCCGAAGCCUACAGCGAACUUUGAGAGAUAGCAAGCCGAUUCACCAACGAAGCAAAAGGGGCCGGGAUUCAUCAUCGAGCCUUCCUCCGCCUGACAAUCUUACCGGUGGUGAAGGCGAAGUGCUGUCUAGGAAGGACACAAAUUUCACUCUUCACGGAAAGAAAGCUUCCGUGAUCACAUUUGGUUCUGAGUGGCAGAACAUACCACCCGAAGAGAGAUUGAAGCUUCGGAAGUCUGUCGUGUCGGAUGAGUCGAGGCUGUCAGAAACCGGAGCUGCUUGCGAUGCGCGUGAAUCCACUCGAUCUGGAUCGGUCCAUAGUACCAAACCACAAUCAACACGCAGUGCCAGCACAGCCACGGCGAGAAGCUCUCGCUAUUUAGAAGGUGCAGCCGUCACUGGUGGGAUUCCAGAAAUACCUUCGUUAGAGGCCUUGAAAAGGGAGCAGGCAGGCCCUUCUUCCGUUCAAUCCAAAGAAAACGAGGCUGAUACCUUGGCCAAUGCGUUGACACCGGCACCUGUAAAGAUAGGCGAGGUAACGAAGGAUGGCCGUGAAAAUAGCGAGUUUGUUGAGCAAAUCCCAGCCCAAGAAAACACGAGACAUAGCCCCCACGAGCAAACUGUUGGCGCAUAG
Talaromyces rugulosus is the source of this 4182-nucleotide messenger RNA. RefSeq lists its product as uncharacterized. Bases 1 to 4182 code for a protein of 1393 amino acids. Gene Ontology annotation, molecular function: guanyl-nucleotide exchange factor activity. The record is from RefSeq and is a predicted model, not a curated record. Gene Ontology annotation, biological process: regulation of ARF protein signal transduction. NCBI's taxonomy places the organism in Eukaryota, Fungi, Ascomycota, Eurotiomycetes, Eurotiales, Trichocomaceae. The transcript is spliced from 3 exons.